UAUUUAUAUCGACAAUAUUUACUUUAUAUGACAUCGUAGUAUUAAAUUUUGAUUUGUAAAUCUAUCAAAAUUCGAAGAUUAUUUUAGAAUAAAUAAAGACAAAUAUUCGAGAAAAUUUAUUGCAAAGACGUAUCAUACAAAAAGUUACGAUUAAAUGUAAAAUAUAUAAAUAUUUCACAUUUGCAUAUAGUAACUAAAAUGAAAGCGCGGUAGUCAUUAAAUAUAGCAGUCGUAGUCUAGUUAUUAAUAUGAAGACAAUAGGGAAAAGACGAUAAAUGAAAAGCCAUGUAAGAGCUUUCCUAAGCUGUUUCAGCGUUCAUUGUCAAUCUCGUAUCUCGACGUUAAGCAGUUCCUUUAUGGGAGCAUGUAUAUAUUCUUUACAAAAGCUCACGGAGUUAUGCUCUCGUGAAAAGAUUCUUUUGCGGUAAUUAAUAAGUUUCUAUGAAAAGAGUGAUUUUCUUUUUCAACUGAACUAUAGAAUUUUGCUUUAGAAAUUUACUUGGAAGUUUACCAAUUCGUUGAAUGACGAAGCGUCCGUUUUAUGGUUUUAACCUGAACGAGAAUCUCUGGCAGUGACAUAUUCGUUAUUAAUUUAAUCAUUUCUCUUUUGGAAAAGUACUCUCUCUCUCUCUCUCUCACUCUUUUCAUCCCCCACAGGACAUUGUCUAUUUCAAUCGAUUUAAACGUAAAGAGCAUAUUGUUGGUUACGUUAACGACAAAAAGUGAUCUAUUUUUUGAUAAUGGAACUAUAUUGGAUUUUUUAUUUGAUAGAAUAUGACGGUUAUCCGGACAUUCCAUCAACUUGUUACAUCUUGCUUCGGCCAGUCCAAUUUGAUGAAUGCGAAAAAUCAACAUUCGAUAUAUGUGUGUAUGUUUGAACGAUGCUGUUAUAUAUAUUAAAUUCGAUAUCGACUUUUCGUAUUUUAUGAACGUAGCAAGCCAUGAAAUAUUAUUUCCUCUCAUGGAUUUAUUAACAUAUAACCUCUUGUAAAUAGACAAACAUUAUCAAGUUAUACGUUUCAAUACAAGCUAUAUAAACUAACAUGAGUUCGUCAGAGGCCUAAGAUAGCAUAACCAGUUUCUAGUUAAUUAUGAUAACGGAGCAGGUACGAUGCCGUCCCUUAUUCGUCAAGUCUCAUGUCAGAUCUGAAACAAUCAAGUUCCGAGGAAGCCGUUUUAUUAGAACGUGGCUAUAAAUUAACGAAAAAGAUCGGCGAAGGUUCUUAUGCUAAGGUUUACCAAGCCGAAUAUAAAUCGCAGUAUCGUUCAGUAAAGGAUUGCACGUUGGCCUGCAAGAUCAUCGACACGGUAAAGGCACCGAAGGAUUUUGUUCGUAAAUUUUUACCACGAGAACUUGACAUUUUAGUUAAACUCAACCAUCCACACGUGGUACACAUACACAGCAUCUUUCAAAGACGUAUGAAAUAUUUCAUAUUCAUGCGUUACGCCGAGAACGGUGACCUUCUCGACUUUAUCCUGAAGAACGGAGCAGUAUCAGAGAACCAAGCUCGCAUAUGGCUUCGACAACUGGCUCUUGGUAUUCAAUAUCUCCAUGAAAUGGAAAUUGCACAUCGUGAUCUAAAAUGUGAAAACGUUCUUCUAACAAUAAAUUACAAUGUAAAGCUAGCCGAUUUUGGAUUCUCACGAUACAUGAUUGAUAAUCGCGGUAAACGUGUACUCAGUGACACAUAUUGUGGUUCCUUAUCAUAUGCCGCACCAGAAGUUCUACGUGGUACUCCUUACAAUCCAAAAUUUUCUGACAUUUGGUCGCUCGGUGUGAUUCUCUAUAUCAUUUUGAACAAGGCCAUGCCUUUCGAUGAAACCAAUAUAAAGAUACUCUAUGAACAACAGAUAUCGCGUAAAUGGAAAUUUCGACGAAAAAUUGACGAAACCAUAAGCGAAAAUGCAAAGACAAUUAUAACGAAUCUUUUGGAACCGGAUGUAAAAAAACGUUGGCAAAUUGAUCAGAUAUUGUAUAGCGAUUGGAUAGCAAUGGAUCCAAGAUUAUUGAUUCUGACACCGAUUGAGCAAAGUGCUCUCAAUUAUGCGAUUGAGGAACGUAAGAGAAACGAAGAGAAAUUUUCGAAAAAGAAAUCAUCAAAGAUCGAAAAGAAAAACGAAAAGCCGGAAAAUGUAAGCGAAACUGUUGGGCAAGUCACUAUUUUGAAGGAUGCUACAAAGGCUACAGUGUCCACUAUUUUACCUACCAGUCUUCUUAAAGAACUCGAAGCAUAAUCAAAUAUCGUGGUAUAUAUGUUGGAACAUGUUUCCUUGAUUAUAUAAUACAUAUCCCAAUACCUCCGCAUUUUCUACUUUUGUAACCCAACGCAUUUGAAUAAAAUUAAUACGACUUAAUUGCAAUAUCCACGUUUUACGUUAUAAUACAGUUAAAGUAUCCGCUUACUUGAAGUAAGCUGUCGGAACAACAGAGAACUAAGUAUGCAAUUAAAUUAGAAAUACGAUAACGGAGAAAUGUGUAUUACGUAUCCAAUGUGAAAUUGUUUUAAACAACGAGUUUCUAAUAAUUGGAAAACGAUUAAAGUUAGAGUGUAAAUGCUUUUCAUUGUAAAUUUUGUCUUCCUUCCGAAAUUGAAACGAUCGAUUCGUAACUUCAUUCGGUACUUGCAUUUUUUAUCGGCACAAUGCAUUUAAGAGAAAUUAUAGAAUAGACAUAUAUAUAUAGAUAAAGAUGAAUUAUAUUAAAUUGGAAGAAUUAUAAUACAUAUAUAUACUGAUAAAAAUAACUGACAGGAUAACUCAAUAAUUCUAUUCCACUUUCAUAGCUGGCCGAGAUCUAGUAAAAGAACAUUAACUCAAAGGGAAACGCGUUUACGUUAUGUAGAGGUAAUUAUGGGUCGUGCGGGCUUUCGAGUUCCACAUUUUGUUUGAAAGUUCGUUAUUUCGUUGCCCAUGAACCUUCUCGUGUAACGAAGUAGUAUCUUUUCGUGUAAGGGUAAAAGGUGUUUCCACAUAAAGUUGUAUCGUAGCGUGCGACGUAUACAUCAGAGUAGAAGACUGCUGUAGUAGUGGCGAGUUAACUUGGCAUCGCGUAGUCGUCCUUCGUAAUGAGAGCCUUCGUAACGUCCUAACGUUAUCCGGAAAUUAACGUCGCUCGAAUCUCAGUCUUGCCAGGAAACGUGGAACACUUUCGACGUUCGAAACACCGAAGAUAUGAACUCCCUUGAUAACCUUACCUUUCUUAAAAGAAA
Vespa crabro (European hornet) is the source of this 3209-nucleotide messenger RNA. RefSeq names its product testis-specific serine/threonine-protein kinase 1-like. Gene Ontology annotation, cellular component: cytoplasm. The transcript has 5 exons. Gene Ontology annotation, molecular function: tau-protein kinase activity; protein serine/threonine kinase activity; ATP binding. Gene Ontology annotation, biological process: microtubule cytoskeleton organization; intracellular signal transduction; protein phosphorylation. The record is from RefSeq and is a predicted model, not a curated record. The coding region runs from base 1138 to 2235 and encodes 365 amino acids. NCBI's taxonomy places the organism in Eukaryota, Metazoa, Arthropoda, Insecta, Hymenoptera, Vespidae.